AGAACACACUCCACCCUGGCAACGCGUCCUCCCCUAUCGUUAUAGGCAUGCUCAGCAGAAGGGCUGUGCUGUGCUCUCAGCGACUGAAGCUGGGCGCAGGGGAACUGCAACCGCCGCGCCGAACAUCUUCCAGGGAUGGCCUCUGCUGAGCCGUUGUGCUCCAGUUUCUACCACCAGCACUGCGCUUAAGGAACAAAAUAAUCACCUUCGCCCUCCUGCUGCCAAGACAGACACACACCACCAUGUACAGCGUGGAGGACCUCCUCAUUUCUCACGGAUACAAACUGCCCAAGACAAGCAUCCCCUGCCCCUCUUCAACUUCAUCCGCCACCGCGCCUUACGAGAAGCAGCGCCACGCCGCCGCUGAUUGCCACCAUGAAAUCCCAGCAGCAGAGAACCAGAGAUCUGGUCGUGGUGGACCACUGAGCGGGAAUGAACAGGCGGGAGACAGAGGGGCCUGCGUCUUCAGCAGCAGCAGGCAGGCACUACUGGCGAAGGGAUACCCCGGCAGCUGCGACAAUGAGAGCGGCGAGGAAAGGAACCAAAGGAGAAAAGAAGCUGUCAGCGGUAACCUAGGUGACAGCCUCGCACAGCCCCUGGGCGAUUCUCUCGCCACGGAUAGCGGGUUCUAUGACGCGCCCAGCUUAACCUAUUCUGAGCAGGUCGAGAGAAGAGAGCAGUUGGAUGAGAGGGAUGUCUUCUACUGGAGGAGGAGAGGCCAGGACUUCAGUGUCCUCCUGGAUUACGCCGACGGCCGGGAGCUGAGAGCAUCCGCUGGCUUUCUGAAGGCCUCUGAGGCGGCAUGGCGACCACAGGCCCUGAUCGCAGAGGACCACAGGGGAGAGAGGGAGAAGCUGCAGCAGCAGAAGCAGCUAUGGGAAGACACCUCCAUCUCCUGGCUGAGAGAGGCCGAUGCGGCUCCUAGACAGUUAAGGGUAGUGACUGGGAUGACUGGGGAGCGGAAGUGCCAGAGCCUGGGCACAGAGGAGUGGAAGCCUGCAGUGGGGCUGGGGAGGCAGCUGUCGGAUGGGGAGGGCGAGAGGUGGGCUCAGGAGCAGCAGCACCGCCUGAGGACUCAAGAGAGCACUGGUUCUAUCCUCCCCAGAACCAGAAGGAUGUCCCAGUCCCUCCCCAGAGUGUUGUCACCUGCUGGAGCUACUGAACAUGCAAACACACUGUCCAGUUUGGUCAGUUUCCAGCUUCGACCAGGCCAGGUUGAUAGACAGCGAGUGAACAGCACCGUAUUUUCCGGGCCUUAUAGUCGGUAUUACCACAGUGCCGCAGUCAGCAGGGACCGGUGGGUCAGGAACAGUUGGCAAAGCGUCGGACAUGUUGCACUUUUACCAAAGCCCAGGUUCAGCAGGCCUGUCAAGCCUCCAUCAUAUGAAAUACACCAGCAGACUAGGGGUAGCCAGGAGAUGCUCGCUGUAGCUGUAAUAGAUCAGCAGGGAGGGUCCAAACAACCGAAAGACAACAGGCCUGUCUAUUACCCACGGGGUGGAGAAUUGCAAAGACAAGACUAUUUUGCACAACACUCUGCUAUCUUUGGCAUGGAGCCCCCCGGUUAUAUCCCGCCCCCGUCUUAUAAGAGAGCCCUGCCCCCAAUCAGGGGAGGACCAAUCAACCGCAACGAAGUGGCAAACUAUAAGUGGAGGGGGGAGAUGAAGAUACAGAUGCACAUGCCUAUGAGCUCAGAGGCGGGAAAGUGGUUCUCCGGACAGACAGGAGGGUCGUGGCUGGAACACUACGGGGAUCGGGGUAUACCCUACAGGAAACAGGUUAACGCUGACCCAAACCUUAACCCUGGAUACACCGAGGAGCAUCUGGGUCAUGUUCACUAUUUACCCUUUGAUAAUCCGCGAGUGAGACAUAUCUCAGGAGGGCCUGGUGGAAAUUCUCUUACUGACACUGACAAGUUUAACCGAAACAUGAAGAAAGAGACUCCCUGCGCUAAGGUUUUAGGACAAUCUACACACGAUAGUGCCUUUCCCCCCCCACAGGGGCUCUCUCUCAAUAACGACUGCCGCAAGACAUCUCUCAAUGACAACGACGGUGGUAGUAGUACUAGAUGGUGCAACAGGGGUUUAAUAAACAAAGGAAGUAUAGACAGUGUAGCUCCUGAUCAGAGCUGUGGUAUCUAUCCAACAGCUUUUCACAUUAGACCUGCUCAGCAAGUGAUCAGGCAUGUGGACCAAGGUCAAGGUGUGUCAGAAACUGUAACUCAAGUGAAAACGUCAGUCAAUGAGCCUGACUCCACAGAGAAAGAGAAACCAAGAAAAACUGACUCAGAGAAAACAGAAAAAAAUGAGAAAAAGAGUGUAAAACAAAAACUUAGUGAGACAAUAUUCUGUUUGGUGUCUGUUCCCGUCCCUCUAACGCCGGGUGGUACGUCCCGUGAUCAAAACAACAACAACGACGACGAGAAGCCACCAAGCCCAGUCCGGCCACCAAGCCCAGUGGACAGUCCGAGUGAGAACAAAACGGGCCACUUAACAAACCAAAGUUUCCAAAGCACAUCUUCAGCAGAGGCUGAGCUGCAAGCACUAACCGGUAGCAUAGCGAGCAGCAGAUCAAGCAGCAAAAUAGUGAGAAAACUCCCUAUUAAACCCCCCAAAAUAAACCAUCACAAGGAGCUGAAACUCUCAGGUGCCUGGCCUGGGAACCAAUACCGGGACCAGGAGACCCAAACUAGCCCAGAAGCCCGAAAGCCUCAGCAUCCCCCUCCUCCAGGCACUGAAAACAAGGAAGCACAAGACCCUCACGUCCCUGCCCCAGGCUCCUCUGACGUCAUCACCCAAGAUCCCAGCGGUGUGGGCAAUACUGCAUUCAGCUGUCCUAUAAAAGGGGUGAAGAGCCUGAAACCAUCCAGCAACAGCGCCUUUUCCAGGACGGCCACUUUCUCCAUUUCCAGCCAGCUGAUCAAGAGCACAGCACAGCCGCCAGCAGCGCCACUACCACCACCACCACCACCACCCUCAGGAAACACGAUGGAGGCCAAACCAGCAGCGACCUGCAGUAGGCAGGAAGCCUUCGGUCAGUUCCUGCUGAAGCCCGUCAGCAGGCGGCCAUGGGACGCCAUCGAGGAGUUGGAGACUAUCAACAAAGAGUUCCAGGAUCAGCAGCAGAAGCAGCAGCAGAGCAGCAAGAGACCCAGUGUUGACCAGUGCAUUGAGGACCUCAACGAGGCCUACAAAGACAUCCUAGAGCUAGGCACUGCCAGCAAUAACAUUUCCAACAAUAGUGGUGCUGUGCAGAUCCCUGAGCGGAUCAAGAUAAGGCUGGCGGGAGAGGCGGGGCUCAGCAAGCCCAGCAGCCUUAGGCGCAGUAUCGAGAGCUGGUCUGUGUCCGUCAACCCGGAGUACGGGGAGGUUAAGAGCGCUUUCUCCAGACCUGCUGAAAGAAAAUCUGUGACUUUCAGCAAGCAGCUAAGAGAGGAGCUCCCUGUCCCACCACGCAAGCCUACAGGAUUCAGAGAAUACAGGGUUGUUUCGAACUUGUCGCAGAGGAGAAGUAGCUGCAGUGGCAGGACAGUGAAGCUAGACCUCCCUUCGCCUUCAGAGACACCACCGCCUUGUCACUUCACCGGCCCUAGUGACUUUACUGACUCUCCUAGUGAUCCCAGCAAGACCAGAGACUUCAGUCCAAUGACUCCAACAACGCACACUGCAGCCGAAGUCCCCUGGGCAGAUAGGCAGCCGAUGCAGGACGCCUCCACACUUACGAGUCCCCCUGACUAUGAGGACAUAUGUCAGUCUUUACAAAAGACCCGAGACUCAGAGGUUAACAAAACGUUCACCGCCAUAUCUAAACCUGGUGGUGGUAGCUGCGAUACAGAGCCUCUAGGGGGAGCCUGUUUAGACUCUGCAGAGGAAUGCCCCAUUUGUAAAAGAGAGAGCGAGAGCCAGAUGUCCAGACCAAGUCCAAUGUCUCCGCUCCACGAGGAGUCAAGCCCAGACUUAUCCGAUCAAAGUAGCGCGACGAUUGUUGGCGACCGUGACAGUCCACAAGGAGCUGAAACGUCCGAAGAACCAGCUGAAGGCGAAGGAGACACAAAGGUAUCCUCUGACUCUGGCUCAAAUCAUUCAGAGGCUCAGACUAUAUGUUGCGAUUGGAGGAAGCAGCUGUCACUCAUAGAUAAGAAGGUGGAGGGGAGUGUCACUGCUGAGAAGACCAAACAAAACCAAGCUCUGGCAGUGGCAGAGGACAUUGGCAAUCUAUACAAACUUAAAUGUGCUGAGGGCAUUCCAGAGAAUGAAUCCAUAGAGGAGAGGGCAGCCAGGAUAUUAGGGAUUGAUGUACUUGCAAAGUCUUUAGUCACAGGGGAGCAGCGGGUUAGUGAGACGGCAACAGAGAGUAAACCCGCUGCUAGUGAAGAUACAGAAAGCAGCAGGGCAAACGAACAGACAGUACAAACACAUGUGAGAGAUCCAGAUUCUGAGGAACUGGACUCUGGAAUGGUAUCUACAGUGCCUCCUGACAGGCAGGAGGCAAAAGAAAAGGAGACACCACAGGAUAACCCAGAGUACAUCAGGAGUGCCAAAUGGACCCAUCUGGGUCGAGAAACUCCAGGUAUGCAGGAGUUUCCGCCAGACAGACUACCGCUUUCGGUCCCCAUUAACCCUGACCUUAAGCUGUCCCACAGCCUGGAGGGAGAGAUGAGGGGCAGAGGACCCUUGCAGCGCGUAGACGCCCUGCAGGAUAAGCUGGCUGCAUCGCCCAGCCACCGGGUGGCGGUAGAGCGCCGGGCAUGGAUGAAGGAAGUGGACCCAGUGUCACACAUGAGACGCCUCAGCAUCAGGAGCACAGACUCUGGGGAGGAGGGUGAGACCAAGCGUGGCGGUGGGCAAGUGGAAGUGCUCUCCCUACCUGCUUCCUCCCAGAGUUAUACUGUGGAAGAUAGAGAGGCCUCUGAAGACACAGUGUUGCAAGAUGAGGUGUCAUCCCUCUCAGAGGCCUACGACCCAAGCGGAGUGGAGAAAGUGUAGAGCGACUGAGACGCCCAUCAUCUUUUUCCAUCGGAGGUUUAGAUCCCUCCAACACUGUGACCUGGCAGCCCACUAGAAUGCCUUCAUCUUAUCCCAACACAGAAAUGGCCUUCUUCUCCGACAAGAGCAUUGUGUACACCCUCACCCUCGGCGUUGUUGAGUACUAUGAGUACCAAGUGUCCCACUGCCAAAAGGGAGGUGUUAGCUUCCAACUAACCCCCCUCCUCCCCUUUACCUCCCCUCAACCCAUCCUCUAAUUGUGUUUCUACUAGGAUGCGGCCCAAAUGGCACCCUACUUCCUAUGUAGUGCAUGACUUUUGUAACCCUACUUCCAAUGUAGUGCACUACUUUUGACCAGGGCCCUUUUUGACCAGGGCCCAGAAAGCAGUGCACUACAUAGGGAAUAGGGUGCCUUUUCAGACUGAAUUCCUAGUCUUCUGGUAGUGGCUUGUCCUUUCUCCUUUCUUAUUCUACCCUCCCAGAUUCUUUUAAUUGGCAGACAUUAUGCAAUUCUGUCAAGCGUACAACAACUUAAAAUAUGUUGAAAUUGAAUACAGUUAGUUGACUCAUCGUUAACAUGCUGUAUGAUUCUGUUUGUUUAUGGGCGAGCUGUUUAGAUAUAAAUGUAAGUACUUAUGUUUUACAUAACGGAUACAUAGGGAGAAUAUUCAUCAUAAAAGCUGUUCCAUUACAUUCAGUGUCGAUUACACCAAAAUAGUUACAUUGUACUGUUAUUAUGGAGAGUUGAGAAGAAAUAUAUUAUAUUGGACGUCAAUGUCUUUGGCUCGAGAACUGUUUUCUUUUUCAGAUUAAUCGAUCAAUCCAUCAGUCUAUUAUUAUUUUGAUACACUGUGGCCUGUCUGUCUCGUCGCUUUCCCGCAUAAUCAUAACCCAUAAAGCUCUUCAAUGAAGAGUCACUCUAUACCUACCUAUGUGGCAUAAUGGUAAAUCAGUGAUAUGUAUUCUGAGGCAUUGGUUCUACAUUAUGGGGGGAAGGGAGUUGACUAGCCUGAGUGUCAGUAUAUUUGUGCUAUCAUGUCACUCAUUGGCUUUCAGGGUUGGGAUCAAUUCCAUUUCAAUUCCAGUCUAUUCAGAAAGUAAACAAAAUGUUUUAAAAAAUACAUUUAAAAAAGUUUAAAAUAAUUUCAGUGUACUUCCUGAAUUGACUGGAAUUGAAAAGAAAUUGACCCCAACCCUGUUGGAUUGACAAUGAGCAUUGGACUUGUCAAGAGCACAAACAAAUCUAGGACCAGGCUAGUAGUUGCCAUCUGUAUCCAGAUGUGCAUGUAUAAGCUGGGUCAGGAUAUAUAAGACCAUUCUGGGUAGUUAACUUAAAUGUUGUAAAAAAUCUGGUGUAUAGCUCAAUUUCCCAGGUCAUUUCAGUAAGCAAUAAUGGCAUGGAGUGUGGCAGUUUGAGUUGUAAACAAGAAUUAUAUGGACAAGAUAGAGCAAUAUUGUCAUACAAACAGCUGUGGCUUAGUCAGUGGAGCUGGGAACCAUUGUCAGGAAUCUCGUUGUAUACGUACCCAAAUGCCACCCUAUUCCCUAUAUAGUGCAAUACUUUUGACCAGAGCCCAAUGAGUCAUGGUCAAAAGUAGUGCACAAAAUAGUCAAUGGGGUGCCAUUUGGGAUGUAACACUUCCCGCAGCAAAAUGGAAAUGUGUCAGAGUAUACUGGGUGUGGGUGGGUGCUUAUUUCAUUGAAAAUAUCAGUGGCCAUACUUGUGUAUCAUGUGAAGAAACUAUGGCUGUGUCUGAAAUGGCACUAUUCACUAUAUAGUGCACUACCUUCGACUAGGACCUAUAGGGCUCUGGUAAAAAGUAGUGCACUAUAUAGGGAAUAUGGUGCCAUUUCAGACGCAGCCUACAUUUCACUGAAUAUUUAUUUUUGUUAUCAUUGAAUUGUUAAUCAGUUUGCAUAAUGUACAAAAUAAAGUAUAUUUUAAAUAUUUUAAGAGGUAUUUUGUAUUUAACCAUUAUGGUUUAUUUCUGCAUACUUUGAUCACAAGUUGAAAGUAUCAUAGUGUCUGUACAGUACCAUAAUGAGAGUAUAUAAUUUUCUAGUGCAAAAAAAAACAUUUAAGAAAAUAGAUUGACAUAAAGAAGGAUGACCUUACAAGUAAAGCUGUCUGCCGUGUGCCUUGAUCACACGGUUGUUCUGUGUAGUGACAAGAUGAGGGUUUAUCUUCUUUCUGAGUCUUGACUUGAUGGGAAAAUCUGGUUGUGCCAUGAGUUCCUAUUUGUAGUGCAUUUUCACAUGAAAAAACAGUUGAACAUUUGAUGUUGGGCAUUCUUUAUUAUAUUUGAUCCAUCGCAGCUGUGUUCUUAUGUUUAUGGUCAGCUGUGACCUGCAGUGUUGUGGUCAAUUCCAUUUGAAUCCCGGAACAUAAUGCUCAAUGCUGGUGUAUGGAAAAAUGUGGAAUCAGAAUCGUAGUUUCAGAUCACUUCCGGAAUUGACCCCAACUCCGCUGACCUGUCUUAUUUUGUUUUUUUAUGUCUUCCAAGCCAAGUCACAUACUGUUGUUUUGUUGCUGAUUCAUAGCAACACGUUUACAAAUUUAAAAUAAAUCCAUUAUUUUAUUAUUGCAACUUAACAUUUCUUUAUACAUUGAGUGACGUUUGAGUUUCAGACAGCCGUCAAUGAUACAAUGGUUAGGGAAGGAUGUAUAAUGCAUCGAUAAAGGUGCACAUUAAUGUUGUUUUCCUAUUUGUCAAAGGUGAAUACAUCUACUGCUCAAUCCCAGUUUUAUAACGUAUACUUUAAUGUAGCAUUAUUGCGGCUGUAGUAUUUAAUUGACUUAGAACUUGAUGCUACGCUUAAUAUAUCUGACCAACAUAUUUUUAAAAAUGUAAUAAUCAUGGCACCUAAGGCAAUUGUGUGCAUUACAUUAUUCUUAAGGCAAUGCCAAAUAAUUACUAAUUGCACACUGUUACAUCAUUUUAGGUGUUACAAACAACUUAUUCAGGUUCUGCCACUUCUUAAGCCUGAAAGGUAGCAAUGUUGACUGCAUACUUAUAUAGUGACUGCCCUUCACUUACUUUUCUCUGACUGAGUCAUUCAAAAAUGAGGAGAACCGUGCAGUUAGUCCAACAUAGUACAGGCUUCUUAAAUGCACAACUCUCACACAAAACAACUAUAGGCAGAGCAAGAGAACUCAGUAGUUUGUUGAUCUGUUGAGUCCAUUGAUCAAUAUCAUUGCUCAAUAUCACAUGAAAAGCAACCAGGUGGAUAGAUUACCCACAGUUGUUGCCGGCCGCAGUUGGUCUGAACGAAGUACCAUUUUCAAGACUUUUGCUUGAUGAUAAUGAAGGCCUCAGUCUAAAGAAGGAAACUGCCCCUCAAUCAUGCCACUAAAAUGGCCAUUACAGAGCAUAGCUAGGCCCGAUGAAUUGGCAUGCCAGAUGAAGCUAGAACUUAGUGUUAUUUGACGUUUUGUACUGCAGGCUAUGUGCAACAUGAAUAAUUAUGCACACUUGUUGUAAUAUUUUCUAUUUUCAUAAGAGAUUUAAUUAAGAGAUUUUUGUACUCACUGACAUUUUUUUCUUACAUGAAAUGCAAGAGAGAGGAGGAUUCUUUUUUUGUUGUUGCAUACAGUAUAUUUGCAUUUGGUACUCUCCAGUAGUCAAAAAGAACGAAAUGGCAACCAUUAUCUUUCAGAAUUUUUUUACAAAACUAUGCCAAGUAUUUAAAGGCAAUUUUUUGAGUAAAAUCCAAUGGAAAAUCAUUCAUUUAUUUUUAAUUUUAAAGCAUUUAAUUUGCUUUGUAUUGAUGAAUAUGAGCAUAAUACAUAGUCAAAUGAUUGUGCUACUGUUGUAUGACACUGCACUCUGAUUCAUAAAUAAACUCCUUGCAUGAA
Oncorhynchus tshawytscha (Chinook salmon) is the source of this 8841-nucleotide messenger RNA. Its product is annotated as junctional protein associated with coronary artery disease-like. The transcript is spliced from 4 exons. Bases 243 to 4985 code for a protein of 1580 amino acids. Lineage: Eukaryota; Metazoa; Chordata; Actinopteri; Salmoniformes; Salmonidae. Gene Ontology annotation, biological process: positive regulation of blood vessel endothelial cell proliferation involved in sprouting angiogenesis. The record is from RefSeq and is a predicted model, not a curated record. Gene Ontology annotation, cellular component: adherens junction; ruffle membrane.